UUGACUGGAAGAGCAGUGGAGCGCAGCAUCGCGCAGAGCAUGUACCCGAAACUCCAGCAGACUGAAGUUUUUACUCGGGUUGUUUUAGUCGCUCUUCUGGAUCAACAUUUCAAACAUUCAGAGCUGCUCUUCGACAGUCUUACUUCUUCUUGGAAGCUAAAUGACAAGGAGGCAGCGACACAGAACCACUGAGUGAUUACACGGGGCACGAUGGAGAGCAAGGGAUUACUUCGCUGUAAGAUUGUGGUUGUCGGUGAUAGCAAGUGUGGCAAGACGGCUCUCCUUCACGUUUUUGCCAAAGACUCGUACCCAGAGAAUUACGUUCCCACGGUGUUUGAGAAUUACACGGCUAGCUUUGAGAUCGAGAAGCAGAGGAUCGAGCUCAACAUGUGGGACACAUCAGGUUCAACCUACUAUGACAAUGUGCGGCCGUUAGCUUAUCCUGACUCGGAUGCUGUGCUCAUCUGUUUUGACAUCAGUCGACCGGAGACGUUGGACAGCGUAGUGAAAAAGUGGCAAGGUGAAACACAGGAAUUCUGCCCCAAUGCUAAAGUGGUGCUUGUCGGCUGCAAAUUGGACAUGAGGACGGACCUCAGUGUCAUGAGGGAGCUUUCCAAACACAGACUCAUUCCCGUCACACAUGAGCAGGGCAGCAGUUUGGCGAGACAGAUUGGUGCUGUGGCCUAUGCAGAGUGCACCUCAAAGUAUUCGGAGAACAGCGUCCGCGAUGUAUUCCACGUCACCACCCUGGCGUCUGUGUCCAGCAUUCAUCGGCCGCAGCUCAAACGCACUGGGUCACGCCGCGGCCUCAAGCGGGUUUCCCAGCAGCCACCUCGGACUGAGAUUCAUGAGCGUCCACCUGCCAUUAGAAAGGAUCGAGCCAAAAGCUGUGUGCUCAUGUAGGGCCAGAACCUACCAGCAGCCUGAUCUGUAUGCGUGUGUAUGUGUGCGUGUAUGUGUGCGUGCGCUGAUGGACCAUGCCGCACAUGAACUUAAAUUAUUGGUGAAUUCUUGUCAGAUCUUUGCACUGCAUAAAGGACAACGUGAUGAAAACAAGAAUGAAUGCUAUCAUGAGGAUUUCUUUGAGGGGUCGUUUGUCCAUUUUUUGCAAAGUUCUGCUUCUUAUUUUUCUUUGUGGCUGUGUGCUCAUCAGGGGAGGCCAUUGUAUCGGCAAAAGCAAUUUUCUUUAAUGCUUUUACUUGAACAAGUGGACAAAAAAAAAACCAAACAAACAAAUAAAACAAAUUAAAAACAGGACGGAAAAUAGUGCAUACAGAGAUUAAAAGGAAGCAGCAGUAACAGUGCUGGUAUUGACCUCUAUUAUGUCGUUUCCUGUUUUGAAAUGCUCCUCUGUCUUCGAGUGUUUAAGCCAACGAAGCACAAUAUGAUGCACGCAAACCGUUGUGAGAAAUCUGUAAAUGUCAGGGGCUGAACUCUGUUCUCCCGCUGCGGAUAACAAAUUAAAAAGAAAAUCCGGACUCGUGCGCCGAGAUGACACUAAUUUUCCUAAACCACAAGUGCUUUUAAUAUUGAAAAUGAAAUAAUCACUCACCACAUAAUAUUGUUG
Molecule: messenger RNA, 1567 nt
Organism: Archocentrus centrarchus (flier cichlid)
Lineage: Eukaryota; Metazoa; Chordata; Actinopteri; Cichliformes; Cichlidae
Product: rho-related GTP-binding protein RhoN-like
Exons: 5
Coding region: 211-903 (230 amino acids)
Biological process (GO): small GTPase-mediated signal transduction
Molecular function (GO): GTP binding; GTPase activity
Source: RefSeq, a predicted model, not a curated record